CUGCCGUCCAAUAGAAAGGGUAAUUCUCCCAAAGUUCUUGGGGGCGAAAGGGCAGAAAAGCGCAAAUGGACGAGGCGUGACGCACGAGGGAUUAAAAAUUCCUACUUUAUUCUUCUUUACUGUGAUUUCUUCGCUAUAAGUCGAGAUUGCAAUUCUGGGUUGGAGAGAUUGCGCUUCUUUCUUUGCAAAGACGCUCGCUUUUCAUUCUUGGAAAAGGGGAGAAUCUAGGACUGGCUUUUUUCAUGUCAGCGACAUGAUAAAAAAGGUGGCUUGAAUCGGACAUUUGCAGAUUCAACUAACCUCAACGACCCGACCGAGGAUUCUUGGAUUCUCGGUCCCUCGUCUUCUUCGUCCAUUCGAUCCAAGGGACUCCCAGCGUAGAUCAACGGAUUAGAAUGGUUCUGAGGUUAGCCUCCUCUUAUAUGAGCUUACCUCAGACCCCGCGCGGUUCGAGCCAUCUUUCCCAGCGCAUCCCUUUCAGAAAAUUUGGAAAGAUGUGGAAGAGGGCUUGCACCAGGAGGCCGGAUAUAGUACCUUCUCUAAAUGGAGACGACACUUGUUUACGGGUUUUUGUGCUCUCGGAUUUGCACACAGACUACUCAGAGAACAUGAUGUGGGUCGAAUGCUUGUCAACUGUUAAACACAAGAGAGACGUGCUUCUUGUUGCUGGUGAUGUGGCAGAAACAUACAACAACUUUGUUCUCACGAUGUCGCUCUUGAAGGAGAGAUUCGAGCAUGUCUUUUACGUGCCCGGAAACCAUGAUCUUUGGUGCCGUAGAGGGUCAGAAAUUUCUUUCGGUUCCUUGGAAAAGCUGGAGAAACUACUUGAUGCAUGUAAAAGACUUGGUGUAAAGACGGAUCCAGUGGUCAUAGGCAGCUUGGGAAUCAUUCCUUUGUUCUCUUGGUAUCAUGAGAGCUUUGACAGAGAGGACGAUAUAACCAGUUUCCGCAUCCCCCCUUUGGAGAUGGCAUGUAAAGACUAUCAUGCAUGCAAGUGGCCAGAGGAGCUUUCAAACAAAGAUACUUCCCUAGCUUCUUACUUUGAUGCAAUGAACGAACAUAAUAUGGAUAUAGUGGAGGAUAUCAAAAAGACAUGCGAGCAGAUCAUCACAUUUUCUCACUUCGUUCCGAGACAAGAGUUAUGCCCAGAAAAAAGGAUGUUGUUCUACCCAAAUCUCCCCAAAAUUAUUGGUUCUGAUAGCCUUGAGGUUCGCCUAAGGUCCAUACACGGGGCCGAAGGGAGUGGUUCAGCUUGCCAUGUCUUCGGCCAUACCCAUUUCUGCUGGGAUGCCGUGCUCGACGGAAUCAGAUACGUGCAAGCGCCUCUGGCUUACCCAAGAGAACGGAAGAGAAGGAUGAACGGCGGCGAAAAUUGGCUACCCUUCUGCGUCUACUCCGACGGCGAGUUCACCGAGAGGCUCUCACCAUGUUACUGGUCAGAUUACUACUCUGUAAACCCCGACGACCCCAUAACACUGAACUUGCACCCUGGGUUGCCAGAUUCUACAGCCAAAGAAUAAAUACCACACGAUAACUGUUGUCAAAUAUUGUAUUGAGUCGAGUUCACACAGAGAGGAGCCCUUCUUCUGGUGUCACCAGCAAUUUUCUCUGAUACAAUCAAGGGACAAUUGAAUGUUGUGUUCUCUUUUGAUUCUGAUCAUGCCCUCUUGCCGCCUUUAAACCUUGAUUAGACAAUGUAGGUGAAACAAGAUCACCAAGUAGUAUAGUGAUUCUAGCUUUGCAAUUUCGGCUUAUUGUAUCUUGAUAAUGAUAGAUCUUGCGACGUGGCACGAUCAUAAAGUGAAGCAUUCAUGAA
Eucalyptus grandis is the source of this 1816-nucleotide messenger RNA. RefSeq names its product acyl-carrier-protein phosphodiesterase PptH-like. NCBI's taxonomy places the organism in Eukaryota, Viridiplantae, Streptophyta, Magnoliopsida, Myrtales, Myrtaceae. The transcript is spliced from 7 exons. The coding region runs from base 396 to 1520 and encodes 374 amino acids. Gene Ontology annotation, molecular function: hydrolase activity. The record is from RefSeq and is a predicted model, not a curated record.